AUGCUCUUUCGCUCUGGCUUUCGCCAUGGAGCAGCGGUACAGGCUGCUGGGCUGUUGCUUGCUUUGCUGGUACUGCUCCCGCUGCUGCCUGUUGCAGUACUUCUUCUGACAAGGGAGCAACGGCAGCUAAAUGAGCAGCAGCAGCAGCAGCAGCAGCAGCACGAAGUAGAUCUGGCAGCUGCAGGCGUCCGGCCACUGGAGGUACCCUUGGCUAUACACUCCGUGCAAAGGCAGCAGCAGCAGGCGGGAGAAGCCUCAGCAGCAGCAGCAGCAGCAGCAGCAGCACUCCUGAAAGGAGAAGCAACGUUUGAAUCAGAGAAGCCUCAGCAGCAGCAGCAGCAGCAGCAGCAGCAGCAGCCGCAGCCGCAGCGGCAACGGCAGCAGCGAGAGGAGACACCGAAUGGAUGGAUUCCCCAGGGCCUUUUAGGGGAGCGUCCAGAUGAUUCCUUACCUCAUGGAGUUACUGUGUCUGUUGCUGCGCCUGCUGCGCCUGCUGCUCCUACAGCACAACCGGCUGCUGCUGCACCUGCUGCUGCUGCUCUGUCGUCGAUACUACCGGCUGAGUAUCACACAGGAGUCAUGCCGCUCACUUUAGCUCCCAGCCCUCCAUCUACUGCUGCUGCUGUUGCUGCUACUGCUGCUACACCGGGGAUCGCAAGAGAUACUGCAGCAGCAGCAGCUGCUCCCCCCGCUGUUGAAGCUGCGUCUAUAACGACACCCCCGCCAACCUUUAUGCAACAACAACUGCAGCAACAGCAGCUGCUGCUGCAGCAACAACAGCAACUACUGCAGCGACAACAACACUGGACAGGAUCUACCACUACCCCUCUACAUACGGGGGCUGCAGCAACACCCCCACUCCCUUCUACUCAGCAGAUGUAUCUCCACCGUGCUGCGGCUACACCGCUUGUGUUGUCGCCAUUUGGCGGCUCAACAACCUCUCCCACGAGGCAGCAGCAGCAGCUGUACGCGCAGCACCAGCAGCCGCUGCCAUACCUUUUGCUUCCUUCUGGUACAGCCACAGUUGCUGCUGCGGCGCCUGCAGCUUCAUCUCUUGUUGGCCUAGAGCCCAAGCAGCAAGGCAGCAACGGCCAACUCCACAUAGGUGUGCAGCAGCAGAAUGAGCUGCAGCAGCAGAUGCGGCAGCAGGUGCAACAGAUUCAAUUCGAGCAACGCCACAGAGCAAGCAAUGAUGUUGCUGCUGCUGCUGAGAUAUCUACACAACAGGAACUGGAUUCACCAGCAGCAGCAACAGCAACAAAGAAAAAAACAACAGCAGGAACAGUGCCAGCAACUGCAACCGAGAAUGAGCCGUCACUUCUGUCUGGGUUUAUAGAAGAGGAAACCAGCCAAACAGCUGAAGAGAAAGCUGAUGUAUUGACAGCAGAUACAGGUGAAAUUCCCCUUGAAGAUGAGCAAGAUAAUGAUAGCUCUGCUGUUGCACCGAGCUGGGAGCCACGCACAGCAGCAGCAGCAGCAGCAGCAGCAGAAGCCGCAUCAGACAGCACAACAAUAGAGACAACAGAAACACCAUCCGCCUCCCCCCCCACUAAGAAAGAUAUCCGGUGGGGUGCUGCAACGAUGGGUGAGGCUGUAGAGCUCCCUGAGGCAGAGUUGAAACAGCAGCAGACAGCAGAGCCAGAGGUCUCGAAGGAAGCAGGUGAUGGAGCUAUCGUCAGCAGCACACAACUGGGGGAUGAAGAGGAGGACGACGAGGGGAAACCAGUGAUAGAUAGAAACCAAGAGGAGUCAGAUGAGGCAGAGGAGCUAGAGGACUUUGAAGCUGAGAUACAUGAACUGCAAGCAGCAGCCCAUCAUAAAGAAACAGCAGAAGAAUCACUUAUAGAAACAAAAGACGAAAUGAUAGACGCAAUGGAGGCCAUCAUAAAGAAACAGCAGAAGAAUCACUUAUAG
This is a messenger RNA of Eimeria mitis, 1914 nucleotides long. RefSeq lists its product as uncharacterized. NCBI's taxonomy places the organism in Eukaryota, Apicomplexa, Conoidasida, Eucoccidiorida, Eimeriidae. The record is from RefSeq and is a predicted model, not a curated record.